GUCCUGGGUACGAUGACUUCAACAUGGCGGCAGGGGCAGGUAUUUUUUCCAUUUCUUAAUGUUUUUAACGCUGUUUCCGUUUUCCGUUCCUCCAUGAUCGAACCAGCCCAACGGCAAGGAAAAAACUCGUUGUAACUUUCGCUAAGUACCAACGAAAGAAAAAGAAUUUGCCUACAUCACUGGUUUUAGUCCCAAUGUUUAUAAAAUCAUUUUAGCUGCUGAGGCGAGAAUAAUUUUCCACCACAAGUACUCCUCGUUCCUACAUUUCUGCCAUGAUCUUGGUCUUAAAAUCGCUCUUAUUCUUCUGCUGAGACAUUUUUGAACCUUAAACUUGUCGAGUUUCAAACAGCGAAAGGGAAAUAACAUUUAUAGUUUAGCGCGAACAUGAAAUAGCGAGUUGUAGUUCGUACAAGUACAGUAGUGUGGCAGAGAACAAUGUCCGAACUUUGAAGGUUCGUUUGUUUUCAACAAAGGACAUCAAAAGUCACGCGAAACUACCUGUGAAAUCUAACGCCACUAAAAUGCCCAGGGAAUCUACACCUUACAUUACACUUUUCACAGCACGAUCGAGAAUUUUCCUGCCUGCUGCAAUACUUCGCGUGGCAUUAUAAAGCUGGCCGCCUCGCAAGCCGACCGUUUUCGCUCGGCUUGCUCGUUGGCAAUUAAUCUUGGGGUACAGUUGCAACAGGCGCAAUGCCGUGUGCGACUGCAGACUGGAAGACUGUAGUAACAUGCCCUCAAAACUAUCCUUGUCCCUAAAUUUCAAGUCUUCUCAAAAUCUUGGGACAGCAGUUUUUAAAGCUUCUUUUCAAUCUAGGCUGACUCUUCUCAUGCAAUUUUCGUCAUCACUCUGAUCGAGUACACCGGAGGAGGCAAUAUCCAAGAUGAUCACUUGAGGUGGUCCCCCACUGCCCCAUUUGUAGUGUAACAUCUGCAAAAUAAUGAUUGCAAUUUUGAAUUUAAAUGUACAUGCAUGUACAUGUAUCUGCAUUACUAACGAUGAUGAUGAUUAAAUUGCAGGUGCUUUAUUUGUAACAUUGGCAAUAUUUUCUGGGCGCCGAGAUCCAGAAUGGUCAAUUUCUUCCAGGAAUCCAGAAUAUGCAGAAAUUAAGCAACUUCUGGAUAAUGCCAGAACUGCUGGCUUCGCCUAUGACCCUAUCCGAAUGCCACCACGACUCGGGUACAAGGGAUUUGUAGUGAAGGCCUCAAACAUAAAUAAAAGGGAAUUAAUUGUGGGUCCUAACACAGUGAAACUGCAGCAAUUACUGCUGGAGACGGCACCAGGUGACUUGCUGCCCCAAGGACUCAAAGAUGAAGUUUUGGCUGAAAUCAAUUCAGGAAAUGUCAGGCCAGGAGAUCCUUAA
Molecule: messenger RNA, 1364 nt
Organism: Porites lobata
Lineage: Eukaryota; Metazoa; Cnidaria; Anthozoa; Scleractinia; Poritidae
Source: the annotation of a GenBank genome assembly